Messenger RNA from Notothenia coriiceps (black rockcod), 366 nucleotides. Its product is annotated as glycine receptor subunit alpha-3-like. Gene Ontology annotation, cellular component: membrane. The record is from RefSeq and is a predicted model, not a curated record. The transcript has 3 exons. The annotation marks the transcript as partial. Gene Ontology annotation, biological process: monoatomic ion transmembrane transport. Gene Ontology annotation, molecular function: extracellular ligand-gated monoatomic ion channel activity; transmembrane signaling receptor activity. Lineage: Eukaryota; Metazoa; Chordata; Actinopteri; Perciformes; Nototheniidae.
GACUACCGUGUGAACAUCUUCCUCCGGCAGCAGUGGAAUGACCCCCGGCUCGCCUACGCUGAGUACCCCGAUGACUCUCUGGACCUGGACCCCUCUAUGUUAGACUCCAUAUGGAAACCAGACCUGUUCUUUGCCAAUGAGAAGGGGGCCCACUUUCACGAAGUCACUACGGAUAACAAACUGCUCCGGAUAUUUAAGAAUGGGAAUGUUUUGUACUCUAUAAGACUCACAUUAACUCUGUCAUGUCCCAUGGAUCUGAAGAACUUCCCUAUGGAUGUUCAGACCUGCAUCAUGCAGCUGGAGAGCUCUUUGUUCCCUGACCUAGCCUUUAAGGCAGAGCCUCCUUACAGCAACGUAGCCCAGUAA